AACAACACAUUCAUCAUUUUUCCAAGCCGCUUCCAGAACGAUUAAUGAUAAUCAACUUUUUGAAGGAGUUAAUAUUUAGUCAGCAAAAAAUGACCGAUCAGGGAAAUAUAAAAAUGGAGUUUGCUGCCCAAAUUCGGAGUGACGAUUGUGCUAACGCGAUAAGAAAAUCCUUAGGUGAUGUGGGCGAAGUAGAGAUUGAUGUUGGGAAGGGAAGCGUCUUGGUUGAAACGGCACUUCCGUGGCUUGAGAUUCACAAACGCAUCGAAGCAACCGGACGAAGGGCCGUCCUGACUGGCUUUGGAGGUCAAUCCGCAGUAGCAAUGGUUGCCCACGGCAAUGAAUCUACCGGCGUGCAAGGUGUGGUUCGAUUCUGCGCCAUCUCCGCGACCAGUGUUUCGAGCAGUGGGGCCGUUGUUGACGGGACGAUCGACGGGCUAUCGGAAAACGGGCAUUACCGAUUGAAUAUACACGAAUGCGGGGACAUCUCCCAGGGAUGUGAUUCAGUGGGGGAUAUUUACGAUUCUGCCGAAAUCAGCUCCGAUUCCAGUGGAAGGGCUACGAUACGGUUUGUCAACAACCGACUCGACGUGGGAAAUCUUAUUGGCCGUUCAGUGGUGGUUGCGGAAUCGUCAGACAGCGGUAGGCGUCUCAGCUGUGGCAUCAUCGCCAGGUCGGCAGGUAUCUUCGAGAACUAUAAAAAAAUAUGCGCCUGCGAUGGUGUGACAAUUUGGGACGAACGGAACAAAUCGAUAGUGAAGGAGCAACGGCGAGAUCAAAAACAAUCUGCAUUAUGAAUGCUUAUGAUUUAUGCUUUAUUUAACAGCGCUAAAGCGCUAAUACUUUUGAAUGUGAGAAUACAAUUCCAGCACGACACGGUACAGGUAUGGGGCGCAAGAACGGGUGAAUAAAUAGAAUA
This is a messenger RNA of Anopheles cruzii, 916 nucleotides long. It is a transcript of the gene Ccs, whose product is annotated as copper chaperone for superoxide dismutase. Lineage: Eukaryota; Metazoa; Arthropoda; Insecta; Diptera; Culicidae. The record is from RefSeq and is a predicted model, not a curated record. Gene Ontology annotation, biological process: removal of superoxide radicals. Gene Ontology annotation, molecular function: copper ion binding. The transcript is spliced from 3 exons. Bases 45 to 794 code for a protein of 249 amino acids.